CAUGAGGCCAUUCAAAGCAUUGACAGGGUUACGACCAGUGUGUUUCUUUCUCCCGGCAUUCGCAGUGCUACUACUUCCCAUUCUAUUGACCCCAUGUUGGCAUGCUUUGGUCAAUCGUAUUGAGCGCCAAGUGAAGAACGACUUGAGCUCACAGGCCGAGUUCCCUUCUUCAGUGUUGCAAUCUGAAUUUGCGAACAAAGCAGAGUUUUUACGUCCGUUGAAUUCAUCUGCAACGAACUUAGCAAGAUUCCUGGGUUCCUCCGUCGGUGAAGCUGCACUUUCAUUCUCUGAGAUUGAGACUAGGGUGGCUCCUGUGCUGUUUCAAGCAUUCUCUACAAUUCCAUAUUUAUCUCAAAUCUCUUAUAUUGGAUCGGACGGCUUAUUUUUCUCAUACUACACCGACGGCAGUCAAACUCUUUCAAUGUACUCCAACUCCUCCUCAUUUGUGCAUGAUUCCAGUACUGCUCCAAACGUUGGAAAUAACUACGUUUGGUACGUGCAAUCUGUGAACAAUGAGACAGGAAAGUUACAUGGAGAAGCCAUUGAAGUCCCUCCCUUGAAUAUGAAAAACAAAAUCUGGUUUCAAGAAGCCUUGAAUAGUACUCAUGGAUCUGCCUCGUUGGAAACUGGAUGGAACAGUGACCAAGUUCCUGUGUUCCUUAACUCAGCUAGAAUCAAUGGAGGAUCAUCAGUUCUCUCUCUAGGGUUUCCGGUAAAAGCAUUGACUUCCAUUUUCACUGAUAUAGAUCUUCGAGGCGGGAGAUUAGAUAUUUUGGCUGUCCAAGAUAGGAAAGUGCUGUUCCAAGGGAUCCCAAACACUCAUUUGGUUCUUUCUGGUAACGUGGUUUCAUUCCAAUUGAUCAAACCAAAUGGGGAUCAAAUAGGCAUUGGGAACAUUUCCUGCAACCUAAAAGAUGGCACGCCAAGUGCUUCUACUUUGAAUAUUCAGGAAACUAAAUACACUUUUUAUUGUUUGCCUCUUGAUAUAGUGGGAGUGCAAUCGGUCUCUGUGUUGGCUUACCCCGAAAAUGGAUUAGUCAGGCUUGUCCACAAGAGCAGGAAAGUGGCGAUGUUGCUCCUUAUAGUUCUGAUCACUACAUUGGUUAUUUUCCUCUCAAGUUUUGUGUUUACAAUCGUUAGAGCUGCCAAACGAGAGAUGCAUUUGUGUGCUAACCUCAUAAAACAGAUGGAAGCAACUCAACAAGCAGAGAGGAAAAGUAUGAAUAAGAUUCUUGCCUUUGCUAGUGCCAGCCAUGAUGUUCGUGCUGCACUAGCAGGCAUUACUGGUUUGAUAGAGAUGUGCUAUGAUGAUGUUGCCCCUGGUACUGAAUUGGAUACAAAUUUAAGACAAAUGGAUACUUGUGCAAACGACCUUCUAGGUAUUUUGAAUUCUAUUCUCGACACAAGCAAAAUUGAAGCAGGCAAGAUGCCGCUUGAAGAAGAGGAAUUUGACUUGGAAAAACUUCUUGAGGAUGUAGCUGAUUUAUAUCAUCCUGUUGGAAUCAGAAAAGGAGUAGAUGUGGUAUUGGAUCCUUGUGAUGGUUCCACCAAAAGAUUUUCCCAAGUGAAAGGUGACAGGGGAAAACUCAAACAGAUACUGUGUAAUUUACUAAGCAAUGCGGUUAAAUUUACUUCUGAGGGGCAUGUAACCAUUCGAGCUUGGGUUAGGAAACCCGGUUUGCAGAAUUCAAUCAAUGCUUCUAAACAGAACUGCUUGCCUUGCUUUUUAUACAAGAGCAGUCAAGCAUAUAAUGACUUUGAAGCCGUGGAUACAGCCCAACAUGAUCCAAAUACUAUGGACUUUGUAUUUGAGGUGGAUGAUACAGGUAAAGGAAUUCCAAAAGAUAAGCAAGAUUCAGUCUUUGAAAACUAUGUUCAAGUCAAAGAAACGGCUCUUGGACAAGAAGGCACUGGCUUAGGACUCGGCAUUGUUCAGUCUCUGGUACGUCUGAUGCAUGGAGAUAUAGGAAUUGUGGACAAGGAUGUUGGGGAGAAGGGAACUUGCUUUAGAUUCAAUGCUUUGCUCACUAUAAGUGAAACAGCAUCUUCUGAUAAUGCAAAAGCAGAAGACCUUGAAAUGGGAGGUGCCACAUAUCUAUCAGGUUCAAUCAGUCCAGCCCCAAGUCCUCAGAUGACUCUCAGAACUCCAAGUCCAAAGUCGACAGUUCUCACCUCUAGCCCCAAGAUGAAGGCAUCUCAUGUUAUUCUCUUGAUUCAAAGUAAUGGGCGUCGGAAGAUGUUGCGAAGAUUCAUGUCGAACUUAGGCAUGAACGUAUCAGUUGUCAAGCAAUGGGAACAUCUUUCUUCUACUCUCGAGAAGAUAAAAAACAGGCAAAGCCAUUCACAUCACAACUCGAUAAAAUCAGAUUUGAGUUCUCCAAGUGACAACUUAAGCAGGUCUGCUUCUAAUGACUCCAUUGCUGCAGAAAAGGAUGUGCCUUGGAGCACCAUGGGUGGGUCAGACUAUAUACCAUCAAUCUUCAAAAGGACUAAUCUUAGGUUAGCAUCAAACUUCAUUCUAACUGUGAUUGAUGCCAGUGCUGGACCACUGCCAGAAAUAUGUAGGAUUGUGGCCGAGUUCAGAAGAGGUCUUCAAAAUACUUGUUGCAAGGCUGUUUGGUUGGACAAACCAAUGAUGCGUAGCUUCAAUUUAAAAAGUAAUGAUGAGGACAUUAUGAUCGAUCCAAAUGAUAUUAUAAUAUCUAAACCAUUUCAUGGUUCCCGUUUGUAUGAAGUGGUAAGACUUCUUCCUGAGUUUGGCGGUAAAAUGUCACAAGCUGGAAAAUUGCCUAGAGAUCCCAGUUCAUCAAGGAGUCAGUUAUAUGCAGAGUUACAAGACCAUCGUAGCAGCAGUGAGAUUCAAGGGAAAAAAGUCUUGUCACAGACUGAAAAUCGAUCUAAUGUUUGGCCCAAGUCAAGACGGCAUCGGAGUCAUGAAAAUCCACCAAGAGAGCAAGAAAUACAAGAAUGUGGUGACCCAAGUAAUGAGUUGUUGUUGAGGGGAAAGAAAAUCUUGGUUGCAGAGGACAGUGCACUGAUACGCAGGUUGACCGUCUCCCAACUUGCAAAGCUCGGUGCAACUGUUGAAGUCUGUGAAAAUGGGCAAGAAGCCUUAGAGCUGGUUUCCAAAGGUUUAACCGAUCAAAGGAAAGCUGGAGCUUCUAUGAGUCUUCCAUAUGAUUACAUAUUAAUGGACUGUGAGAUGCCUAUCCUGAAUGGGUAUAAAGCAGCUGAGGAAAUCAGGAAAAUGGAGAAGCAUUUCGGUGUCCAUACUCCAAUCAUUGCAUUAACUGCUCAUACGGAUGAGGAAGCAAAAAAGACAAUUGAGGCUGGAAUGGAUGUUUAUAUAGGCAAACCGCUGAAAAGGGAACAUCUCUUGGAAGCCAUUAGAUACAUAGAAAAUAAAUGAAGUACUAGUACUGUAUCAGGAUUUCUUACAAUUUUUUAGUCAAAUACUUUCUACAAUUCGGAGAGAUAUAGAUAUAGUUUAUGGA
Juglans regia (Persian walnut) is the source of this 3494-nucleotide messenger RNA. RefSeq names its product histidine kinase CKI1-like. Gene Ontology annotation, cellular component: nucleus. Gene Ontology annotation, biological process: phosphorylation; phosphorelay signal transduction system. Bases 2 to 3409 code for a protein of 1135 amino acids. Gene Ontology annotation, molecular function: phosphorelay sensor kinase activity. Lineage: Eukaryota; Viridiplantae; Streptophyta; Magnoliopsida; Fagales; Juglandaceae. The record is from RefSeq and is a predicted model, not a curated record. The transcript is spliced from 7 exons.